Messenger RNA from Trichobilharzia regenti, 501 nucleotides. Lineage: Eukaryota; Metazoa; Platyhelminthes; Trematoda; Strigeidida; Schistosomatidae. The record is from the annotation of a GenBank genome assembly.
AUGCCGUCAAGAUCAAGUUUACACGAUGCAGGUGAUCUAGAAAUGGACAGUUUUAAUCCAAGUGAACCACAAAGUGCUUCAAUUCAUCGUCCUUUACGUCGUUCUGAAGGGAUACCGAAGUUUCAGUUUCCAACUCAUGAUGUUAGACCGCAAAUGCCACCCAGACGUAUGGAGUCAGAUGUUUUGGAUAUGGACGAUUACGGUUUACGAGAACCACAAUCUUCGUUUAGACAACCUGUUCACAUCGAUGAACCUUUAAGACCUUCUGUUCCUCGUCGAGUUGAAGGGAAACAAGGAUUUCAGUUUCCAAGUUAUGAUAUGAGAUCAGCACCACUACCAUCACCAGCAGGCCGUUUGAGACGAAGUGAUCAAUACGACAAUAGUGAUGUGGAUAUGAUGAAUGGAUUCGAUCUUCCUGAAAUAGAAGAUGAACAGUCAGUCGUAUGGGUUAUUAUGGACCAUCUUCAUCAUACUCUGAUCCAUGGGGUUCGGCUCAAAUGA